AUGAACUGUUUUGUUUGUAAUAAAAAAGUUGAUAUCAAUGAAUUGAUAAAAUGCAAGGGUUGCAAAGCGGCUUUCCAUCAUAAAUGCGUAAAUAUUACUUCUACUGCAUUUAGGGACGGGCAACAGCAACUGAAACGUACUUUUAUGUUCAGUUCUUAUUCCAGUAUAACUCAGCGCAUACGAGUAACCGUUGAUACCCCAGUUCGUGGCUCUGAUGUACACCUGAGGGACAAAGAUUUAUCCAACUUAUCCCUCGAAGAAAGCACUCCCUUAGACAAAAAAGGAUCUUUGACAUCUGAAGGGAUGAUCAACUUUGCAGAUUUAUUGGAUAAAGUAAAUAAUAUGAUUGUUGAAAAGUUGAGUAGUUUUGAGACCAAAAUAUUAAGCGAAAUUAAAGCUUCUGUUACAGUGUUAGCACAGGAAAAUAGUAAAAUAAGGCAAGAUCUAAGUGAAGCUAAUAAAAAAUGUAGUUUAUUAGAUCAAGAGAUUUUAAUUUUGAAAAAUGGAAAAAAUACGGAGCCUAAUGUCGAAGAAAAUCGACAUAGUCGACGAAAGGCAACGGUGUCAAAAUUGGGAUCUGAUACUACUCCAAGCUUGUCGCUGGCACCGGUAGCGGUGGAGCAGCCGGCGCUGCCCGCGCUCGAUCGUUCUGCACCCUCUAGCUCCGAGUUGACAGCGACGUCGGCGACGGCGAGCUCAGCGGUUAGUUACGUGGCAGUGGCCAGUAAGGCAGCGAAACCGAGAGCCAGCGAUACCAAUACCAAUACAUACACUGAAAUUAAAGGGAGAAAGAAGGUCUGA
Messenger RNA from Parnassius apollo (apollo), 801 nucleotides. Lineage: Eukaryota; Metazoa; Arthropoda; Insecta; Lepidoptera; Papilionidae. The record is from the annotation of a GenBank genome assembly.